Messenger RNA from Lathyrus oleraceus (garden pea), 3708 nucleotides. RefSeq lists its product as uncharacterized. The transcript is spliced from 10 exons. Lineage: Eukaryota; Viridiplantae; Streptophyta; Magnoliopsida; Fabales; Fabaceae. Gene Ontology annotation, molecular function: DNA helicase activity. The record is from RefSeq and is a predicted model, not a curated record. Bases 1 to 3708 code for a protein of 1235 amino acids. Gene Ontology annotation, biological process: telomere maintenance; DNA repair.
AUGAUGCCAUUUCAAGACUUGACAAAUGUCAAUUUUGCUUCUCGAUUUUAUCAAAGAGCACAUGACAAUGAAGCUGGACCGAGUACCACAUAUGCCAGUCGCGUUCCAUCCACGGAAUCACAUUCGCAAAAUAUUAAUUCACCUGUUGAAACUCACGAAACACAAACAGUUUUUGAUCAAGAAUCAAGAUAUAUUUUUCAAGCAAGACAUAACAUUGCUAGAAAUUUUCGAAAUACUGUUAUGACAAUAAAAUCCCUACUUCCUACUUCGAAUGAGUGUAGACGAUGCAAUGGAAAAUUGUUUCAUAGAGAAUCUCAAGAUAUGUGUUACAAAGGUGGAAAGGUGACAAUUUCACAAGUGCCUGCUCCUGACGAGUUGUUACAGUUAUUUUUAGACAGUUCUACUGAAGGCAGACAUUUUAGACAACAUAUUAGAAGUUACAACCAUAUAAUGUCGUUUACUUCACUAGGUGUUCAUGUCGACGAAAGUUUGGUUGCAACUGGUCGUGGUAUUUACACAUUUCGUGCUCAAGGUGCAAUUUAUCACAAAAUAGGAGGUUUUCAUCCGAAUCAAGGUUCAAGGCCACGUUACUUGCAGUUAUACAUUUAUGAUACCGAUCAUGAGCUUCAAAAUAGGAUGAGGGAAAACCCAAUACUUAACCAAGCCGUAAUGUAUAAAUUGCAAAAACUACUCCACCAAUGCAACCCGUUUGUCAUCAUGUUUAGGCAGCUUGCACUAGAGCCAAAUAUUGAACAAUGUAGGUUACUCAUUAAAGAACAUCCGUCAAAUCAACCCCAAUAUAGUCUCCCUUCAGCUUCCCAAGUCGCAGCAAUUGUUAUAGGCGGUGGUGAUGAAGAUAUAAUAGAACGUGGAAGAGAUAUAAAUGUCAUCAAUUGUGAUGGAAAGCUAACAAAGGUUCAAGAAACAAUGGGGUAUUAUGAUCCUUUACAGUAUCCUAUAUUGUUAACGUUCGGAACAUAUGGUUGGGACAUAGAAACAAAAACUAUUGUUGGAAAAAAUGUUACAUGCCGAGAGUACUACAGUUAUGUGCUUCAGAUUCGUCGUAAUGAUCAAUCUGUAUUGUUAAAAUCGGGUCGACUUUUACAACAGUAUGUUGUAGACAAUUAUGUAAAGAUUGAGACAAAAAGGUUGAGAUGGAUCCGAAGAAAUCAAAAUAAUAUUCGGUCUGAGGUAUAUCAGGGGUUACAAGAUGCAUUGCACGAUGGGGAGAAUAACGCAGAUAAUGUCGGACAAAGAACAAUACUGCCAUCAUCAUUUAUUGGCAGUAAGCGAGAUAUGACACAGAGAUGCCAAGAUGGUAUGGCCAUUGAUGAUGUCAUUAACAAAAGAGUCUUAGGGAGGGUUAAAAGUUAUAUGUAUGUAACCGAAUUUCAGAAACGUGGACUGCCACAUGUGCAUAUGCUACUCAUCUUGGAUACUGAUGACAAGUUACAGGAACCUGAAGAGUAUGAUAGUGUGGUGAAAGCAGAAAUACCACGACAUGAAUCUGAACCAGAAUUGUAUGAAGCUGUGUUAAAACACAUGAUCCACGGGCCAUGUGGAGUAUUGAAUCAAAGCUCUCAGUGUAUGAAGAAUGGUCAUUGUAAAAAAAGAUACCCAAAAGACUUUUGUGAAGAGACGCGUCAGGGAAAUGACUCAUAUCCUGAGUACAUGAGAAGGUUUAGUGAUCCCAUUUUUUUAAAUAGAAAUAAGUCUGUUGAUAAUAGAUGGGUGGUUCCUUAUAAUCCAUGGUUGUUGUUGAAGUACGAUUGUCACAUCAAUGUUGAGAUUUGCAGCAACAUCAAAAGUAUUAAAUAUUUGUAUAAAUAUGUUUACAAAGGUCCUGAUCGAGUUGCAAUGGAGGUUCACAGAGGUACAAGUAUGGAUGAGAUUCAACAAUAUGUUGAUGCAAGAUGGAUUUGUGCUCCAGAGGCAUUGUGGAAAAUAUUUAAAUUCACACUUUACAAGUUAUACCCCUCUGUUGAAAGACUACAAAUCCACUUGCCAAAUCAUCAUCAAGUGCGGUUCUAUAAGCAUCAAAGAAUCACAGAUGUACUAAAUGAUAACCAAAAUGCAGUAACCAUGCUCACUGAGUUCUUUGCACUAAACCAAAUGGAUCCAUAUGCUAGGAAUUAUUUGUACAGAGAGAUUCCAGAGCAUUAUUGUUGGCUAAAAGGGGUCAAAAAAUGGCAGCGAAGACGGACAAACCGAAAAGUUAUUGGUCGAAUCUAUACAGUAUCUCCUUCAGAAGUUGAGGAUUGGGGGUUAUUAGAGAGUGACAAUAGUAUUCGUGAAUGUAUGCUUGAAGCAUCAAAUAUGCGCAUGCCAUAUGCUUUACGAAGGUUGUUUGUGACUAUAUUAAUUUUUUGUGAACCAACUGAUGUUAGAGGCCUAUUUAAUGAGUUUUAUCCCUACAUGGUGGAGGAUUAUCAAAUGACAAAUAUUGUUGUGGGAAAUAACUUUGAAGAUAUGUUAUUGAGGGAAUUGAGAGAUCUUUUGCUGCUACAUGGAAAACUAAUCAAAAACUACGAUCUUCCAAUAUUGACAAUGGAAACAAAUGAAGUCGGGGGAGUGCCAACAAUUAUUCAAGAAGAGUUGUCGGUCCAAAUUCCAGAUGAAGACAUUCAAUCAGUUGAGAAGUUAAAUAAUGACCAGAUGAGUGCUUACAAUACAAUUAUGAACGCCAUCCACCAAAAACAAAGUCAAUUUUUUGUUGUUGAUGGUCCUGGAGGAACAAGUAAAACUUUCCUUUAUCGAACUAUAAUGGCAAAUUUGAGACGUAAUAGUCAAAUUGUCUUGGCAACAACUUCCUCAGGUAUAGCUGCUACAUUAUUACCUGGUGGUAGAACUGCACACUCUCGAUUUGGGAUCCCCAUUGAUAUAGAGCCCAUUUCUAUUUGCAAAAUAACAAAGAAUUAUGACCUUGCAAAACUCAUUAGAAUAACCAAUGCAAUCAUUUGGGAUGAAGCACCCAUGAUAAAUAGAUAUUGUGUGGAAGCAUUAGAUCGAUCACUGCAAGAUAUUAUGAAUAUCAAUGCUCCAUUUGGUGGAAAAAUAAUGAUCAUGGGAGGAGAUUUUCUCCAGGUGCUUCCUGUUAUUGAAAAAGGAAGUAGAGGACAAAUGAUUUCAGCGUGUAUUUUUAGGUCUCAAUUAUGGGCCACCACAAAGAUCCUACACUUGCGCCAAAAUAUGCGAUUAAUUCAUGACCACGAGUUUGCACAGUUUCUGAUGAGGAUUGGAGAUGGAAAUGAACCUGCUAAAGAGGAUGACAUGGUCAAGAUGCCUGCUGAAAUUUUCCCUGGAGAUGAACAUAUUUUGUUAUCUUUUGAUGGGGUUGAGGGUGAUACUCAUAAUCUAUAUCAACAGGAAUACUUACACACAAUUGCUCCAGGCCACAACGUUGGAAAAAGAGCUUUCUUGCCAAGAAUUAAGGUCAAAACCACUGAUGAUGCAGGACUUCCUUUUGUGCUUAUUAGAAAACAGUUUCCUGUCAAACUAAGUUUUGCAAUCACUAUAAAUAAAUCACAAGGACAAACAAUUCCAAAUGUCGGAAUUUAUCUUCCACGACAUGUUUUCAGUCACGGACAAUUUGAAAAGAGAGAUAUUUAUGAGUUCAGUUCGGUGAUUGACAUUCCUAUUAAGCAACAAUGUCACUUAAUAUCUCUAUUAAUGUUUAUGUUUAUUUGCUUAAUAAACUGUGAGAAAUAA